Molecule: messenger RNA, 2320 nt
Organism: Cryptomeria japonica (Japanese cedar)
Lineage: Eukaryota; Viridiplantae; Streptophyta; Pinopsida; Cupressales; Cupressaceae
Product: probable WRKY transcription factor 31
Exons: 6
Coding region: 206-2062 (618 amino acids)
Biological process (GO): regulation of DNA-templated transcription
Molecular function (GO): sequence-specific DNA binding; DNA-binding transcription factor activity
Source: RefSeq, a predicted model, not a curated record
GCUCUGCACGUCUCUCAUGGAUCUUCUUCUUCUUCCUAUCUAGCUAGCCAAAGUCAAUCAUCAAGUCUUUGUGACUCCUUCUUUCUUUCUUUCUUUCUUUCUUUCUUAUGGUGUGCCUUGGACGCAAAGUUUUGAGAUAAAUUAGCCACUUUUUUAAUGUGGGGAGAGGAUUUUGGUGUGGAGAUUUAGAGAGGUUUUGGUCAGUAUGAAGGGUGAGAGAUUUGAGAGGCUUACUGGGAUUGAUCUCUCUGUUAAACUGCAAGAUGAAUCUUGUGAUGAUGAUGGGAUUCAUCACUGUGAUGAUGAUGAUCAUGACAAUAGUCAUAAGAUUGCAAAGGAUUUCUUUAGGCUCUUGCCUAAUGGAAAUGAGGCCCAGGUGUGUAAAGCCCAAGAUCUAAUGACUUCUGUUCUCAAUAGUGCAGCUGCCAAGGAUGGUCAUCAUCAAGAUAAAAUUGGGAAGUUACUGGGUGUUGCACCAAAAACUGCAAGCGAUCGGUCCACUGUGGAAGAUUAUGCCUCCCCAAUCAAUUCUCCAGUGUCUUCUGAUCGAGACUCCAUGGAUCUUGAUCCAAAGAAUGAGGUAAACAUUCUCCAAAGAGAGAUAACCAUUAUGACUGCAGAAAAUCAGAAACUGAAAUUCAUGUUGAGCCAUUUAAGCAACAACUAUACCAAUUUGCAAAUGCAUUUGACUUCUCUGAUGCAGCAGCCUGGUUCUUCUGAUCACACAGCCCCACAACAGGUAACAUCAUCUCAAAGUGAAGGAACAAUGAGAAACACUGUGACUAAAACUUCCACAAGAAAAGUUGAGGAAGCAGUACAAGACAAAACUCCGAUGCAGAGACAGUUUCUAGAAAUUCGAGAUUCACCAAGGCCUAAUGAAGAUUCUCGUGCUUCUCAAGGCACAAGGAUCCGUGGAGACCAUGAUGACGAAGCCUCAGAGAAUUGUAGGAUACUGAAUCAUAUGGAUAACAGUAACAGCAAGCACAAUAAUAAGGAUCAUAACAGCCAUCAAUCAAGUCUAGCACGCAAUGAAAUCCCUGAUCCUACAACUUCUCCAGAUCAUUCUCUCAAUAGUCAUGAAAAUGAGUACACUGCAACAACAAGGGAGGGCAGUUUGGAGAGAAGACCCCCAUGUUGGGAGGCCAAUAAGAUGCAGAAGGUUGUGGAUCAAAGUGAGGGGAGUAUAAGAAAAGCCCGAGUUUCAGUCAGGGCAAGAACCGAAUCUCCCAUGAUAAGUGAUGGCUGCCAGUGGAGAAAAUAUGGACAGAAGAUGGCCAAGGGGAAUCCAUGCCCAAGAGCUUACUACAGAUGCACCAUGUCAGCAGGAUGCCCAGUGAGAAAACAAGUGCAACGCUUAGCAGAAGACACAACCAUUCUGAUCACAACAUAUGAAGGAAAUCACAACCACCCACUUCCUCCAGCAGCCACAGCCAUGGCAUCCACAACAUCUGCUGCUGCCUCCAUGCUUCUCUCUGGUUCUUCCACCUCCUCAGACAAUGUAGGAGGAGGAUUCAAUGCGGCAGCAAGCAUCAUGGCAGGAGGUCUCAUGCCUUGUGCUGCAAACUCAGCUGCCAGCAUAUCAGCAUCUGCUCCAUUCCCCACAAUCACCUUGGAUCUCACACAAAACCCUAACCAGCAAAUGGGUUUUCACCCAAGGGCAAUGACAGGAGGCAUGCAGGCAUUACCCUUUGGAGGAGUAGGGAUUCCUCUCCAUGCAGCCCAACCAUUCUUUCCUCAACCUGCAUAUGGCCAACCCAUGUACAACAACAACAACAGCUCCAUGUUCUCCUCACUCUCAGCCCACCAGAGGGCCCCACCAAUGAUGCAGGUCCCCCACAAUGCAGGUGGACCCAUCUCAGCAACUCCAUUGAGAUUCAAUAAUGUCCAACAUCCUCAUGGUGGGCAUGGACCAUCUCUUCUAGAGAGUGUGAAUGCAGCAACUGCUGCUAUCACAGCUGAUCCCAACUUCACAGUAGCCAUUGCAGCUGCCAUCACAUCUCUCCUCAGCAAUGCCAAUCACUCUGCAACAAACAGACCUCCCAUGAAUGAACAGCAUGAAUGAUUUGAAAGCAUUUCUCACUAUUAUUCCACUGUUCAUAUGCCUUCUCAAUGCAUUGAAUUUCCCCUUGUACCCCUUCAACUUCUUUGAAAGGUGGAAAUUUUGUGUAUGUGGAAUGAAAUUUCCCUUACAAACCUUUGCCCCAUUUGGAUAUCCUCCACUCUUUCAUAGAUAGCAAGCACCUCAGUGCAAUAAGAUCAUUUAUGUAAUUAAAAUAUCCCUUGUCAAUAUGCCAUGAUGUUACUGGCAUUUAAAACUUCA